AUGGGAGGAGGGAAGGACAAGCAUGACGAGAGCGACAAGGGGCUCUUCUCAAACAUGAUGCAUGGUGUUGCCGGUGGCCAUGGGUACCCACAGCAGGGAUACCCUCCGCAGGGCUACCCGCCACCAUCAGGAGCAUACCCGCCUCCCCCUGGGGCGUAUCCUCCUCCGCCAGGGGCAUACCCACCUCCACCUGGGGCAUACCCACCACAACAUGGGUACCCUCAGCCAGGUGGCUACCCACCGCAAGGUGGAUAUCCUCCUGCAGGCUACCCCGGCUCAUCUCACCAGGGUUAUGGAAGCAGCCAUGCCGGGAGCCACAUGGGGAUGGGGACAGUUCUCGCUGGAGGUGCCGCCGCCGCCGCAGCUGCUUACGGAGCAAACAAGCUUUCUCAUGGCCAGGGUGGACAUGGGGCCUUAGGAGGCUAUGGUCAUAGUGGACAGGGUGGACAUGGGGCCUUAGGAGGCUAUGGUCAUAGUGGACAGGGUGGACAUGGGGCCUUAGGAGGCUAUGGUCAUGGUGGCUACGGCCAUGGCUACGGUGGCCACGGCAAGUUCAAGCACGGACAAGGCCACCACGGCAAGUUCAAGCAUGGCAAGCAUGGGCACGGCAUGUCCGGCGGCAAGUUCAAGAAGUGGAAGUGA
Messenger RNA from Miscanthus lutarioriparius, 642 nucleotides. NCBI's taxonomy places the organism in Eukaryota, Viridiplantae, Streptophyta, Magnoliopsida, Poales, Poaceae. The record is from the annotation of a GenBank genome assembly.